AAAUUUUUUUUAAGGUUUGGGUAACCAAAUGAAGUUCUUCCACAAGAAGAGAUAAAAGCCCUUCACAGUAGGAACUCAGGGCCUUCCUUGUAGAACUAGAGCCUGGGAAAGAGGCUCAACAUGGGACCCACUGAACUUCUGGGGUUUCUCUACCUUGAGACUCGCCCUCCAAGCCAGCCCACCCCUGCCUUCAGUUCCCAGCAGAGUGUUUGUAAAGAAUCUGUUUUUAUGAGUUCUUAUCUUUUUUCAUAACAAGUGAAGAGAAUCUGAUAAAUAGUCUUAUUUUCCCAAAGGGCUGGUGCUUUGGGGCUCUAUCUGAACUUGGACAUUUUGCUGGAGCUGGUGACUGGCCAGUUAAGAGCAGCUGACUGUCUCAGCCAAACCCUUGGCCCUCCCCCCGGAGGCUCCAGGUCUACCUGCCUGAGUUCCCUGAUGCCAGUCUGGACACCAGAUGAGGUUCUGUUAUGAACAGGACUAUUUUUUAUUUUAUUUUUAUAUAAUAAUUUCUUUUAUUUGUUAUUAAUACUAUGUUACUGUUAAUCUGUGUGCUAAUAGACUUUAAGAUUAUAGUGUAUAGUUCUUUUUUUUUUUAAUCUUUAUUUAUUGGAUAGAGACAGCCAGAAAUCAAGAGGGAAUGGGGGGGGUAGAGAGGAAGAGAGACAGAGAGACACCUGCAGCACUGCUGUACCACUCGUAAAGCUUUUCCCCUGCUGGUGGGGACCAGGGAUUCGAAUCUGGGUCCUUGCACAUUGUAACAUGUGCGCUCAACCAGGUGCACCACCACCCGGCCCUAUAAUGUAAAGCUCUACACCAAACUACCACCAGUGUUCUGUAUCCCCACCCUCCCACCUCCCAAAGAUAGCAACCACAGUUCUCAAAAGUCAUUAAACAGUGUUGUAGGUGUCUCUUUGUCUUUCUCACUCUCUUAUCACCCCUUUCUCUCUUGAUUUCUGACUGUCUUAGCCAAUAAAUGAGUAAAGAUAAUAGUGAUAAUAAUAAUAAUGACAGAAGUGGUGAGAUGACUGAAAGUAUCACACUGGGAAAGAGGUUUAAGAGAGUGGAUAAGUCUUUCUUUUUUUUUCUUGGAGGAGUCAUUAUUUCUCCAGACUAAGUUACUCUCAUCUUCUUUGUUUGCUAGAGUAGACUUCAGUUUCACAAACAGUGAGAGAACAGUCCUUAUAGCAAAUUUUGUGUGUGUGUGUUGUGUCUAAUGAAUGGAACCGAGUUACUGUAGACUGGAGGGAUUAAUGACUGACUUUAAAAAAGAAAGCCAAUUCAUAUGAAGACUAUAACUAUUUUUAUGUACUGUUUACGUUUUUUUUCUUUUCUGAUUUUUUUUAAUUGGGGAAUUCAUGUUUUACCUUCAACAGUAAGUACAAUGGUUUGUACAUGCAUAACAUUCCCCAGUUUCCCAUAUAACAAUACAACCCCUACUAGGUCCUCUGAAUCCUUCUUGGACCUGUAUUCUCCCCACCCACCACUUUACUUUGGUGCGAUAUGCCAAUUCCAUUUCAGGUUCUACUUGUGUUUUCUUUUCUGAUCUUGUUUUUCAACUUUGGCCUGAGAUUGAGAUCAUCCCAUAUUCAUCCUUCUGUUUCUGACUUAUUUCACUCAACAUGAUUUUUUCAAGGUCCAUCCAAGAUCAACUGAAAACGGUGACAUCACCUUUUUUUUUUUUUACAGCUGAAUAGUAUUCCGUUGUGUAUAUAUACCACAACUUAGAGCAAAAUUUUUUGUUCCAUAUGAGUACAGAAAACCAACAAGCAUUACACAGGUAAGACAAGAUUGUGUCAGUAGACAGUAACUCAGAAAGAAGUGCUGACAUAAUGAGAAAAGAACUUUUUUAAAAAAUUGUAUGGUCAAGCACUCUCUCUUCCUUGUUUUCCUCUUUUAUUUUUAUCUUCAUAACUUGAUCUUGAUCCAUCCUUGAUUUGUACACAGUUAAACUUUGUUAUUUAUGUAUUUCUUGCUUAAGCCCCCCCCCCCCCCCACAAUGUUUCAAUCAGCCAGGCACUUGGGAGCAAGAAGACCUUAGAAGUCAGACGGCUGGAGCUGGAAAGCAGUGGAGAUGGCAUCAGGAAUCUUGGUAGACAUACAGGAGGAGGUGACCUGUCCCAUCUGCAUGGAUCUCCUGAGAGAACCCCUCAUUCUGGACUGUAGUCAUGUCUUCUGCCAGGCCUGCAUCUUAGCAAAUGACAAGGAGUCUGGAACUGCCCAAGAAGGAGACAAGAGCUGUCCCGUGUGCAGGAUCAGUUACCAGCCUAAGAAACUGCGUCCUAUUCGGCUUCUGACUAACAUAGUGGAGAAACUCCGAGAGGUCAAGUUGAGCCCAGAGGAGAAGAAGAGAGAUCUCUGUGUGCGCCAUGGAGAGAAACUCCUGCUCUUCUGUGAGAAGGAUGGGAAGGUCAUUUGCUGGCUUUGUGAGAGGUCUCAGGAGCACCGCGGCCACCAGACUUUCCUCCUGGAGGAGAGUGCCCAGAAAUACCAGGAGAAACUCCAGGCAACUCUAGGGCAACUGUCAGAAAAGAAGGCAGAAGCUGAAGAAUUGAGAGCUCACAUCAGAGAAGAGAAAACUUCCUGGCAGAAUCAAAUAGAAGCUGAGAUUCAAAUUGUCCAGGCAGAGUUUAAACAGCUGAGAGAAAUACUGGACACUAAGGAGCUGGAAGAAAAGGAGAAGCUAAGCAAAGAGCAGGAAGGCAUUUUCUCUUGCCUGAAUAAGGCUGACAGUGAACUGAUCCAACAAAGUCAGUUGGUCCAAGAUCUCACCUCCGAUGUGGAGCGUCGAUUGCAGGGGUCGUUGAUGGAGAUGUUGCAGGAUGUGAAUGAUGUCAUAGAAAGGAGUGAGACCUUGACCUUGACGAAGCCACAAACUUUUCCCAUGGUCAGAAGGAGAAAGUUCAGAGUUCCUGACCUGAAGGGGAUGCUGCAAAUGUUUGAUGAACUAAGGGACAUGCAACACUACUGGGAUUAUGUGACACUCGAUGUUUCCUUUGAAAAACCAAGUAUUGCCAUUUCUGAGGAUCAAAGAGAAGUGAGAUAUGUGAGAAAUCAGAAUCUAUAUAAUGCCUAUCAGUACAAUUACGAAAAUUAUAGUGUUAUGGGAUCUACAGCUAUCACACCAGGGAAACAUUACUGGGAGGUAGAUGUGUCACAUAAAACAGCCUGGCUCCUGGGGAUAUGUUGUAAAAAUUACUCUAGAUCCACAAUCAGGUUAAUAAAUAAACUAGCUGAAAAUAGGGGCAAAUGUAACAUAGAUGUUUACUCUUUAUAUCAGCCUAAACAUGGCUACUGGGUAAUAGGUUUAACUAAUGGAUAUAAUGUUUUUGAAGAUUCCUCCACUGAUAACACCAAAGCUUUGACUCUUCCCAUGACUAUUCCUCCCCAUCGUGUGGGGAUUUUUCUAGACCAUGAGGCACACACUGUCUCCUUUUACAAUAUCACAAACCAUGGAUUUCUCAUCUAUAAAUUUUCUUCAUGCCAAUUUUCUAAUGACAUUUUCCCAUAUUUCAACCCAAUGACCUGCGAGUCACCCAUGACUCUGUGCUCUCCAAGCUCUUGAACCAUCUUACAACCUCUUCCAUUUUUAUUAUGCCUUGUACAUUAGACAAUUUUACCCCACAGUUUAUCUGCACUGUUCUGCUGCUUUCUCUUCCUCUCUACCUACCUAUUUUUCUUUUUUAAUGUCUUUUAUUCAGGAAUGAUGGAAUGGAUAACAUAUCUUUUUAUAACAUUUCCCCCAAGAUUACACUUCAAUUAGGAGGGUUGCUAGUUAAUAAGUUGUGCUAACUAGGAGAAAAAUGACUAAAAGAACAAAUCUGAAGGCAUCAUGGUCCCAGAUCUCAAACUUGAUUAUAGAGUCACUGUAAUCAAAAUUACCUGGUACUGGAACAAAUAUAGACCAGUGGAAUAGAAUUGAGAGGCCAGAAAUUAACCCUCAGUUCUAGGGACAUAUAAUUUUUGACUGGGGGGGGGGCAAAUUAUUAAAUGGAGAAAGGAGCAUCUCUUCCCAACAAAUGGUGUUAGGAAGAUUGGGUUGAAACAUGCAGAAGAAUGAAACAACUACUACAUUUCACUACACAUAAAAGUAAACUUCACAUGGAUCAAGGACUUGGAUGUUAGACAAAAAAAAACUAUCAAAUAUUUAGAAGAAAAUAUUGAUAGGACUCUUUUCCAGCUAACUUUUAUAGGCAUAGUCAUUGACACAAGUCCAAUUAAUGGAAGACAAAACAAAAAUAAACCAUUGGGAAUACAUCAAAUUGAAAAGCUUCUGCAGAGCAAAAGAAACCACUACCCAACAGAAGAGACAUCUUACAAACAUCUUUACAGGCCAUACAUCAGACACAAGGCUAAUAACCAAAAUAUGUAAAGAGCUCACCAAACUUAGCAAAAAAGAAAA
Messenger RNA from Erinaceus europaeus (western European hedgehog), 4396 nucleotides. RefSeq names its product tripartite motif-containing protein 5-like. The coding region runs from base 2069 to 3559 and encodes 496 amino acids. Gene Ontology annotation, molecular function: zinc ion binding; protein binding. Lineage: Eukaryota; Metazoa; Chordata; Mammalia; Eulipotyphla; Erinaceidae. The record is from RefSeq and is a predicted model, not a curated record. The transcript has 7 exons.